ACCAGCCACCGGCGCAAUGGCAGCAUGAGGAGUAAAUGGCCAAGUAUCCGCUGUGGAAACCGACCUAAACACUGGACUGGGAACCGAUAAGCAAACACAGCAAGGCGCGGUGCGUAAAAACCUCUCACGAAGCGCGAAGAACUGUGCCAGUGUCCAAAGAACCAAGAAGAUCCCGACGUCUUUUUUUCCCCUCUUUGUUUUGAUUUAUUUUCGUGUGUAUGUGAACAACGAGGAUAUCUUAAUUGGACAUGUGAGUUACGGGAGUUAACACAAGAUGAAGAUGAAGUUCUCGGCUUGCUUCCUUGUCACUUUGGUGGUGAUCCGAUCGAGUGCAGCGCAGUCAGUUUGCCCUGGUACAGAGAACAAGUUGAGCACUCUGUCUGACCUGGACCAGCAGUAUCGCACCCUGAAGAAGCUCUACGAGAACUGCGAAGUUGUCAUGGGAAAUUUAGAGAUUACGAGCAUCGAUCGGAACCGCAACCUCUCUUUUCUCAAGUCUAUCAGAGAGGUGACUGGCUACGUCUUGGUGGCACUUAAUCAGUUUGACCACCUACCGCUGGAAAAUCUACGGAUCAUCCGAGGUACCAAACUGUACGAGGGCCGGUACGCUCUGGCCAUCUUCCUCAACUACAGACGUGAUGGUUACUACGGCCUAAGGCAGCUGGGAUUACGCAGCCUCACAGAAAUUCUGAACGGAGGUGUUUAUGUUGACCAGAACAAAUUCCUAUGUCAUGCAGACACCAUCCACUGGCGUGAUAUUAUCAAGAACCCUCAGGCCGAGCUGCUAGUGGUACCGUCCAACAACAGCAACCUCGGAUGCAGACGCUGUCAUCGCACAUGUAACGGACGCUGCUGGGGCCAUCAGGAAGACCAGUGUCAAACCUUAACUGACAAAACGGUGUGUGCAGAGCAGUGUGACGGUCGAUGCUUCGGGCCUUACGUCAGUGACUGCUGCCAUCGCGAAUGUGCCGGCGGCUGCUCGGGCCCCAAGGACACAGACUGCUUUGCUUGCACCAAUUUCAACGACAGCGGAGCGUGCGUGACCCAAUGCCCUCAGCCAUUUGUGUACAACCCGACGUCUUUCCAGUUAGAGCACAAUCCCAGAGCCAAGUACACCUAUGGAGCCUUCUGCGUCAAGAAAUGUCCACAUAACUUUGUUGUGGACCACAGCUCCUGUGUUAGAGCAUGUCCCAGCAACAAGAUGGAAGUGGAGGAGAACCGAAUCAAAAUGUGCAUCCCUUGUACCGAUAUCUGUCCCAAAGUGUGUGAUGGCAUAGGGACGGGGAGUCUGCAGGCAGCUCAAACAGUGGAUGCCAGCAAUAUCGAUAAGUUUGUCAAUUGCACCAAAAUCAAUGGCAACCUCAUCUUCCUCAUUACUGGCAUUAAAGGGGACAUGUAUCAUGGUAUUGGACCUUUGGACCCCGAGCGUCUUAAUGUUUUCCGCACUGUGAAGGAGAUCACAGGCUUUCUCAACAUCCAGUCUUGGCCUGAAAACAUGACAGAUCUGAGUGUUUUUUCAAGCCUGGCAACCAUCGGAGGCAGAUCUCUUUACAGCGGAAGCGGCAUUUCUCUUUUGAUCCUGAAGCAGAGUUGGAUCUCUUCUCUACAGUUUCAGUCGUUAGAUGAGAUCAGUGCCGGAAACGUCUACAUCUCCAACAACAGCCGCCUCUGCUUCUACAACACCGUCAACUGGACAUCGCUUUUCAGAACCCCAAGCCAAAAAGUCCUCAUACGCAACAACCGAGAUCCAAGGGAGUGCACUCAGCAGCGAAUGAUAUGUGAUCGGAUGUGUUCAGACGAUGGGUGCUGGGGCCCAGGGCCGGACCAGUGUCUCUCCUGCCGAUUUUUCAGACGAGGUCGCACCUGUGUCGAGUCCUGCAACCUCUUUGAUGGGGAAGUGCGUGAAUUUGCCAACGGAUCUAUGUGCCUUGAGUGUGAUAGCCAGUGUGAGAAGAUGGAUGGAAACAGUAUGACUUGUCUUGGCCAGGGCCCGGACCAAUGUGUAAAAUGCCUCCACUUCAAAGAUGGACCCAACUGCGUAGAGAAGUGCCCCGAUGGGUUACAGGGAGCCAACAGUUUCAUCUUCAAAUAUGCCAAGGCCAACAACGAGUGUCAUCCCUGCCAUGCCAAUUGCACCCAAGGGUGCAUCGGGCCAAGACUCCAAGAUUGUGUGGGGAUGAUGGACAGGACACCCCUAAUAGCAGCUGGUAUUAUCGGCGGCCUAUUCAUCAUCGUCAUUCUAGCUCUCAGCGUGGCCGUUUAUGUGCGACGCAAAAGCAUCAAGAAGAAGAGGGCCUUGCGGCGCUUUUUGGAGACAGAGCUGGUGGAACCCUUGACCCCUAGUGGAACAGCCCCCAACCAAGCUCAGCUGCGGAUCCUGAAAGAGACGGAGCUGAAGAGGGUCAAGAUUCUGGGUUCAGGAGCAUUUGGAACAGUCUACAAGGGCAUCUGGGUCCCAGAAGGUGAGACAGUGAAGAUCCCUGUGGCUAUAAAAAUCCUCAACGAGGCCACCGGUCCGAAAGCCAAUGUGGAGUUCAUGGACGAGGCCCUGAUCAUGGCCAGCAUGGAACACCCCCACUUAGUGCGUCUGCUGGGUGUCUGUCUGAGCCCUACCAUUCAGCUGGUCACCCAGCUCAUGCCCCACGGCUGCCUCCUUGACUACGUGCACGAGCACAAGGACAACAUUGGAUCACAGCUGCUGCUCAACUGGUGUGUCCAAAUCGCCAAGGGGAUGAUGUACUUGGAGGAGAGGAGGCUGGUCCACAGGGAUCUGGCGGCUCGGAACGUCCUGGUAAAGUCUCCUAAUCACAUCAAGAUCACCGACUUCGGCCUGGCACGGCUGCUAGACGCUGAUGAGAAGGAAUACAACGCAGACGGGGGCAAGAUGCCCAUUAAAUGGAUGGCCCUGGAGUGCAUCCACUACAGGAAGUUCACCCAUCAGAGUGACGUGUGGAGCUAUGGAGUGACCAUCUGGGAGCUGAUGACAUUCGGAGGCAAACCCUAUGACGGCAUCCCCACACGAGAGAUACCAGACAUCCUGGAGAAAGGGGAGCGCCUGCCCCAGCCGCCCAUUUGCACCAUCGAUGUCUACAUGGUCAUGGUCAAAUGCUGGAUGAUUGAUGCAGACAGCAGGCCAAAGUUCAAGGAGCUGGCUGCUGAGUUCUGCAGAAUGGCCCGUGACCCCCAACGAUACCUGGUUAUUCAGGGAGAUGACCGUAUGAAGCUGCCCAGCCCCAAUGACAGCAAGUUCUUCCAGAGCCUGCUGGAUGAAGAGGACCUUGAUGACUUGAUGGAUGCUGAGGAGUAUCUGGUCCCUCGAGGUUUCAACAUGGCUUCUCAGUCAUGCACAGCCAGGCCUCGAGUUGACUCCAACCGAAAUCAAUUUGGCUAUCGAGAUGGUGGUCCAAACCUUGCAGAAGGACCCCUGGCGAGUGCCCAAGCCUGCCUGAACCAGGAAGUCACAGGUGGCCCAGGUCCGACUCUGGAGGACCAGCGCUGUAAUGGAAGCCUGCAUAAGAAGAGCCUGAGUCAAGCUGGAGGGGAAGACAGUGGAGGGCAGAGGUACAGCGCUGACCCUACCAUCUUCCUUGGGGAGAGAGCACCCAGAGGGGACACUGACGAAGACGGAUACAUGACACCCAUGAAGGACAAGAGCUCCUCAGAAUAUCUGAAUCCCAUUGAGGAGAACCCGUUUGUCUCCCGACGCAAAAACGGUGAGAUCCACGCCUUGGACAACCCAGGCUACCACAGCACACCCAACAGUCAACCCAAAGGAGAGGAUGAGUAUAUCAAUGAACCCCUCUACCUCAACACCUUCCACAGCCCUGCUGAGCUGGGCCUGGAAGCCCUGAGGAGAAAUGGUCUGCCCUUGCCCACCCAGGUUCCUUCUUCCAUCUCCAGCACAACCUCAGGCUCCCACCUCCCACUUACUAUCCAGACCAGCCUGCCCCACUACUCCCUCCCCACAGCCCAACCAUCUCCAUCUGGCAUGCCCUGCCACCAUGGACCACCGACUCACAUCCUCCACGCCCACCACACCAUCAAACCUGCAGGACAACCUGGCAAUCCAGGUGGCGUCUCUCUCUCUCAGAUCCAAACAGGAACUACUGCUCAAGUCCAGGUGAGCCAGUCAGGUGCCCUGUCUACUUUGGCUGCCAUCGGGCACGGCAGCCUGCCAGCCUACCAGAGCCAUGCCACCACACAUCCCGCCAGUAUGCUGAAACAUGGAGGGCAGAUGUCAGGUAAAGCCAGUGGGAAGAAGCUGAAGGUGACCUUUGACAAUCCAGAAUACUGGCAGCACAGCUUGCCUCCCAAAUCAUCUAAUCAGGGGGCCCCUGAUGGCGCCCAAGGUUCGUCCACCAACCCCAAGCUCUUCUAUAAGCAAAAUGGACACAUACGGCCGGCAGUAGCUGAAAACCCUGAAUACAUGUCUGAAUUUUCCCUGAAAUCUGGCACCGUCUUGCCACCUCCACCUUACAGGCAGCGAAACACUGUGGUCUAGAACUUUCCACUUGAGAAAUGUUUCCCAAUCCUCCAACCAGCCCCACAUCCUCUCUGGUUCCACUGUCCCACACUGAAGAAAGCGGCCACAACCAAAGCCACCUCCAGCUCUUUUCAAAUAACGUGCCAUCUGUUGUAGACUGUAGCAAAACCCAGUGGAGGUGGUCCAACCAAGCAAAACCUACUCAGACUCUCACACCUUCGCUAUAUCCAGUCCAGUCCAUUUCUGUUCUGUAGAUAGAGACUGUGCUCCAAGUCAUUGAUAAUGUGGAGGUAAUGGCAGAUUUGGGCAAAUAACGGAGAAGUGACUGUCACAUAGCAGUGUACUAUGUUACCCAAGGAACACAGACAACUCUUAAACACAAUGGAUUCAAUUUAGGGGACCUGAAUUCACUGCCAGCCACUUCCGUGUCAGAUUUGUGAGAGGAACAAGAUCUUUUAAUUAUUUUUUGUUUUCCAGGACAGAGGUCUGAACAAUAUUCUGCUAAGGGUUUUGGGAAUAAGCAAAUAGACUGAACAAAUACGGUCUGUUAGAUGUCAAGAUGUCUGGUGUUGUGAAUGACCUGAGAGUGAGUGAAGUGAAAAGGCAAAAUAUGGAGGAAAAAGACUGAGUUUAGUUCAGUCAGUAGAGUAAGCAAGACGGAGCACCUAUCAAUCAUAUUCAGUGUUUUUGCCUAUAGGAUUAUACCGUGUGUUCUCGACUUUUCCAUUGAAUAUGUAAAACGCAUCUCAUCCUUAUACUGUAACUGUGAUACUGUGAUGGCCAAAACUACGGUGAUCUCUUGUUUCACGUUUGUAGUUCAACCAUGGACUUUUUAACUUGCCUGCAAAUAUGUAGGGCAAAUGCUGUUUUAUUGUUUUUGCUCAUCUGCUGUCUACUUGGAGAGGCUGAUCAGAAGCAGCCUGUCCAAAACAAAGGGUAUAGGGAAAAACACACUGUAAACGUUUUAUGAGCACUGGUUGCAGUGUUGACAAAGUUAGAUUUUUGUACACUGGUUUUCCCAUUCACAUCAUGAAGCUAACUUAAAUGGGUAAAGAAUGACUUGCUAUGAGAGUGAGAAUGUAGUUAUGGAAAUUGCUGUAUACUGAAAAAAAACCCCGAUAAGAUCAGCCAUAAAACGGCUCAACUCAAAAUGGUGAUCACAGAGAUGGAGUGGGCUAAAGAGAGGAAAGAAAAUCGAGAACGAGGGGAGCAGAAGUUCAUACAAGCCGGCUAAUGAAGACCUCAAGGAAUGAACAAGACAGCACCAGCAGAGCACAGUGAACAGACUACUUUUUAUGUGUGUCUGUGUUUAUGUCCGUGUGAUUGGGAUCAGUGGGUGUGCAUGUGUUCAGAUUUUAAGCCGCCAACUUGACCCCAUAGGGAUGUUGAUGGAAUCGACCCUUCAGUACCACCGCUAACCAACCAUACGCUUAAAUGAGGUUUUUACCACAUGACUGCACUGACACCCCUUCUCUACCCAAGCAGUUUUAGGGCUGGUUUGGAGCUGGCAUCGGUGCGGCACGAAUACUUUGCCGAUCUAAAACCACCAACCACUAACCUUAGGGGCUGAGAUUAUCGUACCAACAAGUCCAACUAAAACUUUGCAACUUCCAGAUUUGAAAAAUAUGUCCUAGUCUGCAUAAUCCAGGAGCUUUCUGUGAGUAGGGCUACAAUCAACAUAUUAAUCUGUUGAUUGAUCGAUUAGUUGUUUGCACUAUAAAAUAUGAAAAAUAUUGGGUAAUAUGUCCCAGUCUUUCUUAGAGCCAAAGAUGUUGUCCUGAAAAAUCUGCUUAAACUGCAGUCCUAAAAUUUUAACUUUUCAUAUCAAAAAAAUACACAGACCAAAUAAUUGACUAAUUUAAUUGACAACUAAUCGAUUAAUCUUUGCAGCUCUAUCCAUAGGAGUGAGAAACUGUCUGCUGUGUCACUCUGGACCUCAACAGAUGUCCAGAAUCAACUGAGGGAGUUUUGAUUAAAAAAAUUGAUUUUCAUCAAAGGAUUGAAAGUUAAACUAGCUCAGAAGUAGCACCUGCUUGAUUAUGGUGGAAAAGGGGUAUGAGUUGCCCAACGGUAGCAAAUGGCACCAAUUGUUUCUUUAUUUUCGAGGGUUCGCAGCUUUGUUGCCAUUCUCCAAAUGGGUUGAUAAAGUCGGAAACUCAAAGUUUUCUAUAGAAUCUGUUGAUGCACACAAAAUUAUGGUUUGGACAAAUUAAUACAUUUAGAAAAACAGAAUUUUUCUCUGUCACCUUGUUAGUUUAUACUUGCCAUGACCGUUUUGAUAGCUUGUACCUCAUUAACACUGAUAGUCAUAUUUAUAGGGGAUUGAGGUAGUUGUUUCCUCCUGAACUGUGCUCCCAAACAUUUUUGUUUUUCCGCCUCAUCAUGUUCUUGCAGCCAUUCCAAUGCAAUUUGUUCUCAAUUCAUCAGUGGCAGUUUCUAAAUCAUUCGCCAGUUGCUAGUUUGACAACCCAACAGUGAUGAUUUAUUUGACAAAUAACUACCACUAGACAACUAAUUACCAAGUCAGAUCAACACUGCAUCAGUUUUCUCUCUUUAGACUUACUUUGUCUGGCUAUAGUUAGCAGCAAUAGUGAUGCCAGUUUUUAAUUGUUUCAAAUUUUAAGGAUUUUCUUGUCUACAAGUUGCAUUUUCACAUACUACUAACGCAACAUCCUUGUCUCCUGAAAUAUAUAUUUUUCAUCAACAGAAUGAGAAUAUGUUAAUUAACUUAGAGUAACAUGUAGAUACUUAAUAACCUAUCAGUAAACCUGAUGGCAUCUAAUAAUUUUUUUCCCUGUUAAAAGGGUGUUUUCCUUGCGACUGUCGCCUUUGGGCUUGCUCUGGGGGUCAGGCAUAUGGGUUCUGUAAAGCGUCUUGAGACAAUUUGACUGUAAUUGACGCUAUAUAAAUAAAAUUGAAUUGAAUUGAAUUAAUACCAGAAUAUCCUGUCAUAUACCUGACAUUACAGCAUUAAGGUUAUUUGUAGGCAUUGGCAGAAUGCGGUUAAGGAUAGGAAAGGAUCGUGGCUUAAUACAAAAAGGAGAUUGGCAAAGCUUGCAGGCCUUUCGAAUGCACAAACUCUGAAAAAGAUUCAGACAACAGUUGCACUUUUGGAAAUAAUGCGUUGCUUGCUAUUUUUUAGGACAGUGUUGAGCCUCCACAUUCAGUAAAUGUUGUCCUAGUUGUUGUCUUUUCACAGUUACCAAUUUGCUUUUGCAAUAGUUUGUUGUUGAGUUACCUAAAGCCCAACUUCUAAUAUCGGCCAGCAUGCCAAUAUACAGCAUAAAGUAAAUUCUAAAGUUGUGAUAUUGUUUUUUAAAUGCAACUGUAACUUGUUCGUUUGCAUUUUCAUCAAUGUGGAAUUAUAAUGAGCUCAUGUAGAGUCUAGCCACUGUUCGACUAUUGCUGCAUUCGAUAUUUUCUGUAAGUGGAAAACUGGAACUUGAAAUUAUUUUGACAUCCAGCCGUUGCUUUUUUUAUUAUCAUUAUUUUGAUUUAUUUGACACAAACAUUAGUACGGUGGAAGACCAUGCUGGUGCCAGAUGCCAGAACGCUCUUACAUCGCAGUGGUGUUACUAUCAUACCCAUAUACAUCUUUGAAAGUUUGAAGCAAUGUAGUUGUAUGGUUUUUCUACAGCGGUCAAAAGCACAAGUUCAAACCACUGCGCCAAAGCUGAGAACAGGGUUUGCAAGAAAUAGUGUAAAUUCUUCUUAACGAUGAGUCUGAAUGAGUAUAUGUUUCACAGAUUUCCACUCAAGCACAGGGGCUAGGGAAGGUAGACCAUUCACUUUUAAUCGGAUGCGGUUAAUGUUCUUUUUACAUUCUUUUACACACUUAAUGAUGUAGACAAGUCCUAAACACUUGACCCUGUAGCAUCAAUGGCUUUGCACAUUUCCAGACAAUUUACAACAGUUCAUGGCAUGUUGAGCCAUUUUCAACCCUUAAUAAAAUGCAUCCUUUUUUGAAAUACCAUCAUAAAAACUACCAACAGUAGCUGCAAAAUAAACAGCAUAUAUUGUUCCUGCUUGCAGUGAAAUCAUGUAGUAUCUGAACUUUAUCAGAUAGUGAAGUUUAAGUGAGUUGUGAUGCUGUUGAUGCAUUUUCAAGCAAAACUACUCACCAGUAGAACAUUGAAUGCCCCUUUAGUCUCAAUACAAUAGUCAUAGCACUCACUACUGAUGCUUCUGCAGGCCUACUGCCAGUCAGUGCUGCUAGAAGCACUGGUGUUAGUCGUUAUUUCUUCCACCAAGCCAUACAGAACACUUCUGGUUGGGAAAACUCCUCAAAGGCAAAAUUUGUGUAAUGUUGGCUUGUUUCAGAGCUCCUCUUGCAAUAUUUCACAUCUUCGAUGAAUCUGAAAGCCUCAGAUGUCAAGAGUGACAUUUUUGCCAGUCUUUAUUUGUGAAGGAUGCAUAUUGCUUUGUCACUAUUUCAACAACUUUUCGUCAUUAUGCUGCAGCAGAGCGCUGUGUGAGCGGUUUUCUUGUGUAGGUUAUUUAUUUUGUGUAUUUAAAUGUGUGUGAAAGUGUUCGUCUGAGUCUAUGCACAUGUAAAGCUGUAUAUGUUUGUCCUCCCCAUGGAGCACUUUGAUCAAAGUCGCGGGUAGAGAGAAAGGAUUUCCAUCCUUCAUUACUGAAAAACUCAACUUGUUUAUCUGGUUGUGUAUCACUUCAGAGAGCAAAAGCUCGAGCAAAAGACCGACAAAGGUGCUGCAGCCAAGAGUUCACGGCAAAAACACGUUUUAGGUGGUACAGAUCAGCUUCAAGAAUGUCCUUGUUUCCAUGUUUUUUGUUUGUUUCGAACAGUAUUUAUACUGCUGCUUUGAUGAUAUCAUGAUUAAUUGAUUAAGGAGUAUUUUGUAGUCCCUUUUAGACCUCUAAUUCAAUGAAAUGGAGACAGCAUUUAAUAUCAAUGUGAAAUAUUUAUAACGUGUUUGAGCUUGUUUAUACUGAGCGAUGGAAGCGACUGCCAAAUCUGGGUUUCAAGAAAAAAAAAGAGAAAAGGACGAUGGUGGGGAAAAAGCAAAACACAUGCCUUGGUUUCUGUCUCAUUCGCCCUAAAUUAUACUGCAGACCGAGGCAAAAUAUGUGUUUGAAUCAAGAAUAGAUUAAACUGAAACACUGAUGAGACGAAUGACCUCAGAUGUUUUUAAGAGCACUUCAGGGUGCUGAAGGAACUCUCAGUCUCACCUUCUACCCACUUUUUGUCUACAGAGUUCACCAACAGAAAGGAAGAAAAACACUCCUAUACCUUAAGAUCCACAUUUUUCAGAUCCUGUCAUCCAUAGUCCUUGGUUUCCUUUUUACCAAAAUGUGCUUUUGUAGACACACUUAUUUCUCCUGUCCGCUGAAUAACAUCUCAUUUCUUGUUUCAAACAUAUUUUUGCCUUGGUUUGGGGGCUGUGUUACCUGCUGCUAUUUGUCUCAGCCAUAAACGCCCUUGUGAUUCGUGGCUGUUCAAACCACGUCACAGCAACACUGGUGUUUAAGACUGAUCUCGUCAGAUCAUUUUACUGUUUCCUCGAAGCCAAGGUGCAAAGGCAUGUAGCCAUGUACUGAAGUAAAUCCUUCAAAAUGUCAUCCUCUGCAGUUAUCUAUCAUACAGGCUGCAGCACCAACCACUGUAUAGUUAAUAUUACAUUGCAUGGUACCCAAAGUGAGUGUUUUACUGCCCUCCACCUUUGUAUCUCUUCUAUGAUAUAUUCAAAUUUCUGUCCGGAUAUUUUUUACCAAGUUUAGUAGCACAAAAUCCUGGGAAUCCUUAUUUCUGAAAACUUUCAUGGGAUUUUUUUUUUGCGUGUAUAUGUGUGUGUUGUACUCCUAUAUAGUCUUUUUGAUAUUGAGUUUGGUCCAUAUUAUCAAAGAUGUACUUCUUUCCACUUAUGCGUCGGCUACUGUACAUUAUUUAACAUGUUUGUAAUUCUAGCUACAAUUUUUAAUUGCACAAAUCAUCAUUUUCUGCGUUUAAGUUAUCAGAUCAGUAUAACUGUACAGAAUCUUUGGGGUUUCCUCCAAAAUUUAUCUAACACACUUCAAACAAUAAAUGUGAAUAGUAUUUUUAUAAAGCACUGAAAUGGCGAACGUGGGGAAAUCUGUAAAUAGGGAGGCAAUGCUUUGAAUUUAUAUUGGUCUUCUCUCCUACUGCUGUUUUUCUCCUGCUUAUAACAACUUGUACAAAAAGAGCCGUACAUAUUUGCUUUAUGUGAGUGUACCUUUUGACUAAUGGGGAUUUGAUUUUAAAAGUGCUUGUUGACCCUUUCUCAUGUGAAAACUCUGUUCAGUGACCCCGCUUUUUUUUCCCCCCAGACCUUCGUGGCUGUCCUCAUGUAACGUUUCAGUUAAAGUGAACACUGUAAAACUCUAUAGAAGUGGUGGUGAGUGGGGACAAAGGGGUCUCUGUUUCACUUUCCCCAUGCUUGCUGUAUUUCAUUUCUCUCAGUAAUAAGAACACAACCAAACAAGUGAACAAUACAAUUUUUUCCUCCAUUUUGGUCCCUCUUUAUAAUUGUCAAAAAACUGAAACUAUUCUGCCAACUAACUUUGAUAAAUUAUAUUUGGGAGUCAGUGUUACCUUCUCACUUACUUUCUACUGGAAAUAUUACUGAGCCUAGUCUAACCACUUCUUUCCUGAAAGGCAGAGCACAGCCCUCACCAUACAAUCUGUUUUGCAUGCUUUUAGAGGAGAUAUCAUGGAGAGAAGGCAUCAUCAGUUACUCCUCCCCACCUAUGUUAGCUUCCCGUGUCGUUUUAUCCAAUGCGGUCAUUGUUGACUAUCUCACUGAGUACUUUGAAACCAUACCCAAAGCUUUAUAUCAUAGAAAUACUGUUCCUCAUGUUUGUUACAUGAAUCUGUCAAAAGUAUAUUUUUAAUUUAAUAUAAAUAAAGAUUGAUUCAGUAUA
This is a messenger RNA of Acanthochromis polyacanthus (spiny chromis), 11383 nucleotides long. Its product is annotated as receptor tyrosine-protein kinase erbB-4-like. Gene Ontology annotation, cellular component: signaling receptor complex; basal plasma membrane. Gene Ontology annotation, biological process: cell surface receptor protein tyrosine kinase signaling pathway; protein phosphorylation; multicellular organism development. NCBI's taxonomy places the organism in Eukaryota, Metazoa, Chordata, Actinopteri, Pomacentridae. Gene Ontology annotation, molecular function: transmembrane receptor protein tyrosine kinase activity; epidermal growth factor receptor binding; ATP binding. The record is from RefSeq and is a predicted model, not a curated record.